This is a messenger RNA of Solea solea (common sole), 1563 nucleotides long. It is a transcript of the gene hoxa13b, whose product is annotated as homeobox A13b. NCBI's taxonomy places the organism in Eukaryota, Metazoa, Chordata, Actinopteri, Pleuronectiformes, Soleidae. The record is from RefSeq and is a predicted model, not a curated record. The transcript has 2 exons. Gene Ontology annotation, biological process: regulation of transcription by RNA polymerase II. The coding region runs from base 91 to 966 and encodes 291 amino acids. Gene Ontology annotation, molecular function: RNA polymerase II cis-regulatory region sequence-specific DNA binding; DNA-binding transcription factor activity, RNA polymerase II-specific.
GUUACUCUGCCGGAGUCCCUGCUCUCUCCUGUCUCUGCUCAGUUGAGGGGAUUUUGAAAAAGAGUUGGUCGUCUCGAUGUAGGGCGUGCUAUGACCGCGUCAUUGCUCCUCCACCCGCACUGGAUUGACCCGGUGAUGUUUGUCUACGACAGCGCUUUGGAUGAGAGAAGCAAGAACAUGGACGGAUUUACUGGAGGUAAUUUUGCUGCAAACCAGUGCAGGAAUUUGCUAGCGCAUCCAACCUCACUGGCUCCCAGCACCACCUACACUGCAAGUGAGGUGCCAGUCUCUGGCAUGGGGGAGCCUGGCAAACAAUGUAGUCCCUGUUCUGCCACUCAGAGUUCACCCAAUGCGUCUCUGCCUUAUGGAUAUUUUGGCAGCAGCUACAGUUACCCAUGCAGGAUGUCACACAGCAGCGUCAAGCCUUGCGCACAGCCUUCCGGCUAUGGCGAUAAAUAUAUGGACUCCUCUGUGUCGGGUGAGGAGUUCUCCAACAGGGCCAAGGAAUUUGCUUUUUACCAGGGAUAUUCCUCUGCUCCAUACCAGCCCAGCUACCUGGAUGUCCCCGUCGUCCCUGCGCUCAGUGCUCCAUCUGAGCCAAGGCAUGAAUCCCUGCUGCCCAUGGAGCCUUACCAGCCAUGGGCCAUCACCAACGGCUGGAGUGGGCAGGUUUACUGCACCAAGGAGCAGCCACAGUCGAAUUCUCUGUGGAAAUCCACGAUACAAGACUCGAUAUCUGCUGGAGACAGCUCCAUCCGCCGAGGAAGAAAGAAGCGCGUGCCUUACACCAAGGUGCAGCUCAAAGAACUGGAGAGGGAGUACAUCACCAACAAAUUCAUCACCAAGGAUAAGAGGAGACGGAUAUCCGCGCAGACAAGUCUGACAGAGAGACAAGUGACAAUCUGGUUUCAGAACCGGCGCGUAAAGGAGAAGAAAAUCGUGAAUAAGUUCAAGAGCUCCAGUUAGCGUGGAGAUACUGAGAGGAGAUACUGUAAGGCGGAAAUGGAUACGUUUCCCUCUCCCCAAAAAACUCAGAUAUAAUUUAUUGCAAUAUGAACUGUUUUUUCUUUGACGCUAGAGUGGCUCUGUUUUGACGCACACGUUUCCUUCCUCGCAUUUUAAUUGGAUCCAGAACCUGCGGCCUGUUGACAGGAGAUCGGAAACGGUUUGCAACAUGUUGACCAAAGUGAUUUUGCGACGGAUGUGUGUGUGUGUGUGUGUGUGUGUGUGUGAUCUCCUGCAAAAAACUAUAAGAAUUGAUGUCUUUGGAGGCCUCAGACCUCCCAACACAUCCUCCUGCGCGUCACAAUAUAAAAAUAAUCAGAUGAAAACUGAAAACCUGAAUCAAUUAGAGCUUUUAUUUUGUGACAGAGUCAACAGAAAACAAACUCAGUGAUCGAGGCUGAGUAAAUGGAAAAGGACAAACAAAUAAUUCAUUAGAAGAAAGAUGUUUUCACCAUUAAUUCAUAAUAAAAAGAAAGAUGCAUAAAAUACCUCUCUUACAGCCCUUAUUUAUAAUAGAUAGAACGGUUCAAGGUUUAUUAAAAUGAGGUUAGAGAUAUC